Molecule: messenger RNA, 1247 nt
Organism: Striga asiatica
Lineage: Eukaryota; Viridiplantae; Streptophyta; Magnoliopsida; Lamiales; Orobanchaceae
Source: the annotation of a GenBank genome assembly
AUGGCGGGAGGCAGCGGAGAAGGAGCCUCGUUAGAGUAUACACCGACAUGGAUAGUCGCGCUCGUUUGCAUCAUUAUUGUCGCCAUUUCUUUGCUUGCCGAAAGAAUUCUUCAUUUUUCCGGCAAGAUACAGCAGUGGAGACACUGGGAAGAAUCCAUUCAGAAAAGAGAAUAUGACCCUGAAGAAGCUAUGAGAAAUAAAAUUACUCAUGUUGGAGACAAUGCUUUCAUCAGAAAGCGGUUAUCAGGCGCCAGCAAAAUUGGUUUUUUCAGAUGGUUGAAAUCGUUCUUCAAGCAGUUUUAUGGAUCAGUGAGUAAAUUAGAUUACACUACCUUGCGGCUCGGCUUUGUUAUGAACCAUUGUAAGGCGAAUCCGAAGUUCGACUUCUAUAAGUACAUGAUCCGAGCUUUCGAAAAUGAUUUCAAGAAAGUGGUCGGGAUAAGUUGGUACCUUUGGGUGUUUGUGGUUCUAUUCUUGUUGGUGAAUGUCUAUGGUUGGCAUGCAUAUUUUUGGAUCUCAUUUGUUCCCCUGACUCUUUUGCUUGCUGUGGGCACGAAGCUUGAACACAUAAUAACCCAAUUAGGGAAAGAAGUUGCCCAAAGACACACGGCAGUCACUGGUGAUUUGGUCGUGAAGCCUUCAGAUGACCACUUCUGGUUCAACAGGCCUCGUCUUGUACUUGUGCUAAUUCAUGUGAUUUUGUUUCAGAAUGCGUUUGAGAUUGCUAUUUUCUUCUGGAUGUUGGUGAUGUUUGGUUUCGACUCGUGCAUUAUGGGGGAAAUUGGUUUUAUCGUACCUAGACUCGUCAUAGGGGUGUUCGUGCAGUUCCUCUGCAGUUACAGCACUUUACCGCUCUACGCCAUCGUAGCUCAGAUGGGAAGUUCGUUCAACAGUGCAAUAUUCGAGGAUCAUAUACAAGAGAGUUUAGCAGGUUGGGUGCAGAAGGCAAAGCGUAACAAGGGACCAAAGAGGGCUGUUGGUGCCGUUUAUAACCAUCACGACUCGCCUUCUCCACAAAGGGUUGAGAUGAAAGAGAUUCAAGUGAAGGUUGAUCCCAAGGAACAAAAGGGCAAAGUACCAGAAAUCGAGCCCUCUGUUUAACUCAACUGAGCCUAAUGUGUCUUUUUGCAAAGUUUUUGAAGAAAUGAAUGGGGUUGUGAGGCAGAAAAGUGUGUCACUUUACCUUUUUUCUCAUGUGUCAAACAAUUUCUGUGAAAUGUAAAUGCACAACUCUCAAAUAAUCUCUA